AGUUCAAGUGUUUUCUUAUCAGUGUUGCUCCCGGAAGUGGUAAGAAGACAGAUCAAAAACCCUAGCUCCGAUCAAACAUUCUACAAAUUAAUAUCCGAUGGAACCCGACGAGGAUUUAGGGCUAAUAGCCGACGAGAUCUACGCCAACGGCGAUGAAAACACGCAGCGUCACCGGCCGAUUAUCAGCAGCGAGCAGCUGGAUGUUGAGGCGUACGCUGCCUUAUACAGUGGCCGGACAAAAAUCAUGAGGCUUCACUUUAUAGCCGAUCGAUGUGGCAAUGCUUCAAUGCAGUUGGAGGCUUUGAGAAUGGCCUAUGAUGAGAUUAAGAAAGGGGAAAACACACAAUUGUUCCGUGAGGUUGUGCAGAAAAUCGAUGGACGUUUGGGCACUAAUUAUGGGCCAGACCCUGCUUGGGCUGACUCUGUGGAUCGCCGGGCUGAUUUGAGGAAGGAGAAGCUUGAGAGUGAACUCAACGCUUAUAGGACAAAUCUGAUCAAAGAGAGCAUUAGGAUGGGAUACAAUGAUUUUGGAGAUUUCUACUAUGCACAUGGACAGCUUGGAGAGGCAUUUAAGAAUUAUGUUCGUACACGUGAUUAUUGUACGACUGCGAAACACAUAAUCCAUAUGUGUUUGAAUGCGAUUCUGGUCAGCAUUGAGAUGGGCCAGUUCACACAUGUUACAAGCUAUGUUAGUAAGGCGGAGCAGAGUCAAGAUGCUCUAGAUGCUAUUACAGUUGCAAAACUUCGUUGUGCUGCGGGGUUGGCUCAUUUGGAGGCAAAGAAAUAUAAGCUUGCUGCUCGGAAGUUCCUGGAAGUUGGUCCAGAAUUAGGUAACAACUACACUGAGGUUAUUGCACCCCAAGAUGUUGCUACUUAUGGUGGACUCUGUGCACUUGCAAGUUUUGACCGAGCAGAACUGAAGAGCAAAGUUAUUGACAAUAUAAACUUCAGAAAUUUCUUAGAGCUGGUACCCGAGAUAAGGGAGCUCAUUCAUGAUUUCUAUACAAGUCACUAUGCUUCUUGUCUGGAGUAUCUAGGGAACCUUAAAGCAAAUCUAUUGCUUGACAUCCAUUUGCAUGACCAUGUUGAGACACUGUAUGAUCAAAUCCGUAGCAAAGCUUUGAUACAGUAUACCCACCCAUUUGUCUCGGUUGAUUUGAAUAUGAUGGCUAAUGCUUUCAAGACGAGUGUUGCCGGGUUGGAAAAGGAACUUGAAGCUUUGAUCACUGACAACCAAAUUCAGGCUCGAAUUGACUCACACAACAAAAUUUUGUAUGCACGACAUGCUGAUCAGAGAAAUGCAACAUUCCAGAAGGUGCUGCAGACAGGCAAGGAAUUCGAUCGGGAUGUGAGAUCAAUGCUUUUGAGAGCAAACCUUCUUAAGCAUGACUACAUCGCUAGAACAUCAAGGAAACAUUGAAACGACUGAGGAGGAUGGUAGCAGGCAGUUUUGUUUUCCUUGAUUGCGAGGUUAGGUAUGCUGCAUGAAGUUGACCAGACCAUUGUCUACAGAACUUGGUUGAGUCUUGGAAAGCCAUAUCUUUUGGGGGCUCGAGAAUUUUUUCUGGAUAAUAGAGGGGACUGCUGUUCAUAUUUAUAGAAUUACCAGUUGCUGAAAAAGUAAAUAUUUUUGCCUGAUCUACUUGCUGCAACCUUUCUCGGUGAUGUGUCAUCAACGAAUGCUAAUCCAUUUACUCGUUACCCAUUUAGUACCUUGUUUUUUUGUUCAUUUUAUAAUUUAAGAUGAAAGAUUCAAUCUAGCCUAUAUUGUUGAUGCUUAUAUGUGCUGACGUAUUCAUCAAUGGUCAUUAGUCUUCGAGUUUAA
Solanum tuberosum (potato) is the source of this 1825-nucleotide messenger RNA. Its product is annotated as COP9 signalosome complex subunit 1. NCBI's taxonomy places the organism in Eukaryota, Viridiplantae, Streptophyta, Magnoliopsida, Solanales, Solanaceae. The transcript has 6 exons. The record is from RefSeq and is a predicted model, not a curated record. Bases 98 to 1420 code for a protein of 440 amino acids. Gene Ontology annotation, cellular component: COP9 signalosome.